AAUGUCAGUUAAACUACCUUCAUUCAACACAGACUUCACAUGUUACCUAGACAACCAGCCGCCCCACACUGUGAAACUAGUGACAAACACUGAAAUAAUAGAGUGUAGCGGAGUAAUACUAUCUCAGCACAGUCAGGUACUAAGAGAACAGAUCAGACAGGACAAUGAGGUGUUCCUGCUGGAUUAUCAGUAUGUCAGAGAGCUGCUGGUUCUGCUACAUGGGGGGUGCGUGGACCUGACGGUGGAGAACUGUUUGGAGUUUGUUAAGUUCGCUUGUCAGUUCAAGGUUGAGGGUGUUGUGGAGCAGGUGUAUUGUUUUCUUAGUUCUGUUGUUAAUAGUUCCAAUGUUGUUCAGUGUGUGAAGGUUUGUCUAGGGGCCAUAAAGGUUGCUUCCUUUUAUGCAGAUGAUGGUUUAGGCAGAGACCUCCUGUGGCCUUGUGAGGAUAUUGUUGAUAUGAUGAGCUCUGAGGAAGUUGUUGAGUUUGUUAGCCAUUUUGAGCCUGAUGAAGUUUUUGCUAUGUUUGUUAACAAAAUCUUUGUUAAGAAGAUGCUUUCUGUUUGUUCUGGUUUAGUUAUAGAGUCCAACGCUGAGUCAUUCCUGGAAUCACUGCUCCUAAACGAGGAUUUUGUAGAGGCUGCUGCACUAUGUCCUGAACCUGAAAUAACAACAUUUUUUGAAGUGGUCGAGAAGCUGAACUCUUUGUCCGUGAAGAGCUGGAAGGUGCUGCAUAUUCUUAAGAAAUCUGUGUUCAAGGAGAAAUCAAUGAGUAGUUUAAAUGUGCAGGUUGCUAGUGGCAACAAUAGUCAUCAAAUGCUAUUGAAAGAUUGGAGAUCAUACACCGGUGACCAAAUGUUCCAACUCUGCAAAUUAGCAUCAGGCAUAAAUAACUUUUAUCUUAUGGAGAUCAUCAUUUCUUGGGUGUCCCUGAAAAAGCCCAACCUCAAAACUGUUAAACGUCUCUGCAAUGCCAUAGAUCCUGCCUUAUUACCUUGCUUAUAUCUAGAACAUGCAGCAGCAAUCAUUAAUUUACUCGGCUAUAAGGUUACUUUAAAAACUGAUAAAGGUACGACAUCGAAGUCAUCCCACACUUUCAACAAAAAAGUAAGCGUGGAGCUAAGACAUGAUGUCCAUCAGCUGUCUAUAUCCUUUAUAUGUGGUUGUCCAAACUAUGGCCAACCGCCAUGUGGGAAGAUCGAAGUCAAUAAAGCUGAAGUUGUUGUAUACUGUCGCCAAAGUCCAUUGUCAAGAUAUGCGGUGUACGGAACAACUGAAGAUGGCAAACAUAUCCCUUUUUACGCCGAUGUAAUGGCUGUGAUGACUGUUCCAAUUGCUAAUAUUACGCUCAUUGAACUAGACUCAAUUGAAGAGCGCUAUACCAAGAAAGCACGACACAUAUAGAAACUAGGACCUCAUGACACAUAUAUUGGAGUGUACUGUUACAAAAUUAGAUGUUAUCAAUUUUGUGGUUUGUUUUACUUAAGUACCCUAGCAUUCUCAUAAUUAUUUUCUUUGUUUUUAAUGUAUAGUAAUUUUUCAUUCGAAUUUGUCAUGAUAUUUUUAAUUUGGGUAAUUUGAUCUUUAAAAACAUAUUGAUAUUGUUAAUGAUUAUUAUUAUAAUGCUGCAUCUUGUUGAUUUAUUGCUUUAUUGC
Messenger RNA from Bolinopsis microptera, 1650 nucleotides. RefSeq lists its product as uncharacterized. Bases 2 to 1399 code for a protein of 465 amino acids. Lineage: Eukaryota; Metazoa; Ctenophora; Tentaculata; Lobata; Bolinopsidae. The transcript is spliced from 2 exons. Gene Ontology annotation, molecular function: protein binding. The record is from RefSeq and is a predicted model, not a curated record.